Molecule: messenger RNA, 1727 nt
Organism: Quercus robur (English oak)
Lineage: Eukaryota; Viridiplantae; Streptophyta; Magnoliopsida; Fagales; Fagaceae
Product: homeobox-leucine zipper protein HAT5
Exons: 4
Coding region: 659-1459 (266 amino acids)
Biological process (GO): positive regulation of DNA-templated transcription
Cellular component (GO): nucleus
Molecular function (GO): sequence-specific DNA binding; DNA-binding transcription factor activity, RNA polymerase II-specific
Source: RefSeq, a predicted model, not a curated record
CACCUCUCUCAACUUUAGCUGCAAAAAACACCUAGAAGUGACCCAAAAAAAAGAGUGCAACAGCAAACCCACUUCCCUCACCGGAAUCUCAAGAGCUCCGGUGACCACUGUUUCCACUUUCCGGCCACCCAAAUAUCUUAUACUCUCUUCCUCUCCAUCUCACUAGCUCAAUCUUUCUGACCCCCCCAUAUUUCAAAGCCAAAAACCUUGACCUUUUGCUUUGUUUUCUUUGCUUUCUAAAGCUUUAAACUAAACUCUCUCACUCCCUACUCCCAGCUCCACAAAGUGAAACACAAGUGGCUUGGACAAGCAAGACGAGCUGGGGAAGACAGGAGCCUCAGGUGUGAUGGGAUUUUGUAUAUGCCCGUUGGAGACUCCGGCGAGGUUGCUUUGGAGCACCAGUUUUUUCCGUCACAAGAUUAUGAUCUUCUAAUCCUAUAUCAUACAUAAUAUAUAUUGAAAAAAAAACAAAACCAAAACCAAAUUCUACAACAUCCUACUCCAAAUCCAUCAUCACCAAAAAAAAAAACACCAAACUUUGUAAGUACGUAGAUAUACCUUCCUACGUAAUAAGCUCUUUUCUUCUUAAUUUCUCUCUCUUUUUUGUGUGUGCGCCCGUGACUAGUCGGGGAAAACACACGUGUCAACACAGGAUUGGAUGAUGGAAUCCGGCCGCCUUUUCUUCGACCCUUCCGCCUGCCGCGGCAGCAACAUGUUGUUCCUCGGGAAUGGUGAUAACACUUUUCGAGGAGGAAGAGCAAUAAUGAGCAUGGAGGAAAGCUCAAAGAGGCGAUCCUUUUUCGGCUCACCGGAUGAACUGUUCGACGAGGAAUAUUACGACGAGCAGUUGCCGGAGAAGAAGCGCCGCCUCAGCCCUGAGCAGGUGCAUCUGCUGGAGAAGAGCUUUGAGACAGAGAACAAACUGGAGCCAGAGCGAAAGACCCAGCUGGCCAAGAAGCUGGGGCUGCAGCCAAGACAGGUGGCUGUAUGGUUCCAGAACCGCCGGGCACGGUGGAAGACAAAGCAGCUCGAAAGGGACUAUGAUGUCCUCAAAUCUUCUUAUGACUCACUCUACUCUAAUUAUGACACUCUUGUCAAGGAGCAUGAGAAGCUCAAAUCUGAGGUGGUUUCCUUAAAUGAAAAACUUCAAGCUAAAGGGGUGGCUGGAGCAGAUAUUUCAGCUCAAAAAGCUGAGCAACUUCCGGGGGAUAUCACUAAUGUUUCAGCCCUCCAAUUCAAUGUGAAGGUUGAGGACCGCCUAAGUUGUGGGAGUGCUGUGGUAGAUGAGGAUGGUCCACAGAUUUUGGACACUGGUGAUUCAUACUUCCCAAGUGACAACUAUCCUGCAGAGGAUGAUGGGAGUGAUGAUGGCCACAGUUACUUCGGCAAUGUGUUUGUAGCUGCAGAACCUCAACACCAGGAGGAUGAAGAGCCUUUGGAAUGGUUGGAGUGGCCAUAAAAUGUGCUUAAAGUUAAACUACUAGUUGGGUGUGUUUUAGUCUCUUUGUAACAUGUCACAUAUUCCAAUAGUUGCUUAGUAGAAAAGUAUCUGCAAACUAUUUGGACUAAAGAAAAAAAAAAAAGGUGAGGAAGUAAACGCUUAGUUUAGUGGCUGAGAUCCUGAGAAUGGAGAUCUACGGACUAAGUUAAUUAAUAAAUAAAGUCAAUGGCGUCUUGUAUUAUCCUUCUAUGUGAAUGAGAAGUAAAUGACUUGUUCCUAGGUUUUA